Cladocopium goreaui is the source of this 1226-nucleotide messenger RNA. The record is from the annotation of a GenBank genome assembly. NCBI's taxonomy places the organism in Eukaryota, Dinophyceae, Suessiales, Symbiodiniaceae.
AGGUUGACGCCGUGGCAUUUCAUACAUACACCUGCUUUGGCAGAUAUCUCAAAGAUCACAUCGAGAUGUACAAGAUCUUUCAGCGCCCAUUGUGGCUGACGGAGUUUGCUUGCUGUGAAGCCAGCUCAUUGGAGCGAUUGCCAGCUGAAGGCCAGAUGGCUUAUAUGCGGGAAGCGAUACCAUUGCUGGAACGAGAUGAGUCAAUUGAGAUGUAUUCAUGGUUCAGCAUGUUUGAGGAUGAUUGGGCAUUCCCCAUUGUCGACGGCAAAAAUGGAGAUGCUGGGCUCGUUUACAGUAAUGGCACCUUGUCCGCUCUGGGAGAGUUGUACGCUUCUUUCACUGGUCCACACUUGGUUGCUCCACCAUCAAUAGCUCCGCAAACUACCACACUGCCUCCUUGUCGAACUUCGCAGGUUGGUGAAGAUUGCUAUGAUGCUGUCCAAUGGGCGAUGACAACUGGUAUCGUUGCGAACCCUGAAUGGUACGGGGACUUGACGACUGAGUCUUCGUUUGAAGAUUUUCAGAAUUUUUUCUUCAAGGAACGGACCUUGGCAGGUGUCUGUGAAGCUCCGGCCUGUCCAGGAUGCCGCACAGCAGUACGUGGUGAAAAAUGCUACGAAGACGUCAAGUGGGCACUGCAUACAGGAAUACCUCAACAUCCAGAGUGGUACAAUGGCCUCACAACAUCAAGCUCUUUUGAAGAGGUUCAGGAAUUUCUUUGGCAGGAAGACAUCAACGACAAUUGCGCACGACCUUGUGAGCCACUGUGCAGCUCCAACGGUAACUGCAGCGCCAUGGGCGUCAACGUCUUUGGUUUCGAUGGCUUCAGUGAUGAGGCUUCAGUGAAGCGGGCCGUGCGGAGCCUGUUCAAGAAAGGCAUGAGAAAUUUUCGCGUGGUCAACGUUGGAGGUUGGGCAAAUGCAGUUUUAACUGCCAUCAACGAGGCUGCAGGAAUGUAUCCAGAGCCAUCCUCGGUGAAGAUCACAAGUCUUUUCUUUGACUCUGCGAGCAAGUGCUCGAGCCUCCCGAGCUGGAUGGACUUCUCUAUCAGCACCACCUUGUCGAAGCUGCGGCAGCUGACGAAUGUACCACGAAUUUUGCUUCAACUCGACGCUUGUAGCAUUUGCCAAGAUGCUGAGCUCUACUGCAUCAAUCCAACAGAGCAAGGCUUUGGGCAAUCGGAGCCAAAGGCUGACGUCUUUCGGAACUUCAUCCAACAGCAGUGA